CGCUCCCUGAAUUCUUUCCCCUACGUAAGCCUCAACGCGGCCAUUUUCUCACCGCGUUGUUUUCUGGGGGAGUUCUUCGCCCUCUUUUCCUGCGAGUUAUUCACUGAUUCAUUUUCGAACCGUCGGCAGGCCUUCGUUCAAUUGCUGUCGUUAUUAUCCAUCUCUUCUCUUGGUUUACGAAGAAACACCACCCUCACUUUGGUGCUCGAAGCACAUUCCCCAACCCGCUCUCGCGUUCCUUCACCCUCCUCCCCCUCCCCCUUCGUCUCGGGUCACGACACUCCUUGCCUGUACCGAGUUCGGCAAUCGUGACGACACGUCCCUGGCUGACCCUAUGCCGAACAACCCCCAAAAAUCUCCAUCCUUUCGACUCUCUCGCCAGGGCUUUCAGCCAUUGAAUACCAACAGUAACGAAACGGGAGACAACAUGGGGAAUCCCGAAAACAUACCCCUCCAGACGGUGGUCAGCCACACGCCCUCGCACUCCCCGGCCGCACACGAGGAGCACACGGAGAAGAGCGGCCUGUUCCACCGACAUGCGGGCAGGAGAAAGGUUCAGAAAAUCGAUUCUAAGUCCGGGGCUCCUCGUCCUGGCGAUGAUGGAGACCCUGAAAAGCCAGCCGUCAACCGGAUGGGCAAAUUCUACACCAAGAUUCUGAAUUUCAGUAUUGUCACUCGUUACAUGAUUUAUGUCGCCCCCCUAGCCAUCAUAUUAGCCAUUCCCAUCAUCCUCUCCGAGACAGUCCUCAAUCAGAAGGACUCGAAGACUGGAUCUCCAAAGCACACCAUUGGCGGAGCGGAUGAGAAGCUGUUCUGGAUCUGGAUUGAGAUUGUCUGGCUGAGCUUGUGGGCUUGCAAAGUUGUCGCCCACUUCCUUCCCAAUAUUUUCGAAUUCCUCAUUGGUGUUGUAAGCCCCGGCGUGCGCAAAUAUGCAUUGCUGUUGAGGGCUAUAGAAAAGCCGCUCUCCAUCGUCUUCUGGAUGAUCGUUACACAGGUCACGUUUCCAACACUCGUUAAAACCCCUCGCAGUUGGCGAGAUACCAUGAUUAGCGUUCUCCGAGCUGCAUUGAUUUCAUCCUGCAUUGUUCUUGGGGAGCGCAUCUUGAUCCAGCUGAUCAGCAUAAGCUAUCACCGGAAGCAAUUCGAUGCAAAGAUCAAAGAUUCAAAACGUAAUAUCUAUCUCUUGGGACAGCUUUACGACGCUUCCAGACAAUUGUUCCCCGCUUAUUGCAACGAGUUCGCGGAGGAGGACUACAUUAUCCAGGACUCUCUUCAGCUUACCUUGGGAAGUAAGAAAACUACAUUUGGCACCCGCGGUCGUUCCAAUUCAGGCACUCCAAUGAGGCUGCUUCAGGAUGUGGGAAGAUUUGGAGACAAAGUUACCUCUGUGUUCGGUACCGUCGCCCAGGAAAUCACCGGCAAGAAGAUUUUGGACCCGAACUCGGCCCACUCAAUUGUCCUCGAGGCACUAGACAAGAACCGGUCUGCCGAGGCCUUAGCAAGGCGGAUUUGGAUGUCCUUUGUUGCCGAGGGCAAGGACUCCCUGUACCAGGAAGAUUUGAUGGAAGUCUUGGGAGCUGGCCGUCAACAUGAGGCUGAAGAAUGCUUUUCUGCUCUUGAUCGGGAUGGGAAUGGAGACAUCAGUCUUGAAGAAAUGAUCCUUACCGUCACUGAAUAUGGACGGGAGCGCAAAUCGAUCGCCUCUAGCAUGCACGAUGUUGAUCAAGCCAUCAAUGCCCUCGAUGGGCUUUUAUUCACUAUCGUGUUCAUUGUCUGCAUCUUCGUCUUCAUUGCCUUCCUCAGCCCAAGUUUUGUUGGGACACUCACCACAUCUGCUACUGCAUUGCUCUCUCUCUCGUUCGUAUUCGCUGCAACCUGCCAGGAGGUGCUCGGAUCCUGCAUUUUCCUCUUCGUCAAGCACCCCUACGACAUUGGUGACCGUGUGGACUUGGCCACCGAUCAACUUACUGUCGAGCACAUCUCCCUUUUGUACACUGUCUUCAAGCGAGUGCAGAAUGGCAAGAUGGUACAGAUCCCCAAUAUCGUUCUCAACAACCUGUGGGUCGAGAAUAUCACCCGUAGCAAGGCCAUGAGAGAACAAGUCUCCAUAUUUGUCAACUUUGACACAACUUUUGAGGAUGUAAAUGUUCUCAAGCAGGAGAUGCAAGCCUUUGUUCGGGAUCCUGCGAACAGCCGCGACUUCCACUCUGAUAUGGAGCUUGAGGUUGUCAGCAUUGCCGAGAUGAAUAAGCUCGAGCUUCGAUGCGAAAUCCGACACAAGAGCAAUUGGUCAAAUGAAGCUCUUCGCGCAUCUCGCCGCUCCAAAUUCAUGUGUGCUCUCGUUUUGGCUCUCCGGAAGAUUCCAAUCUAUGGUCCAGGUGGCGGAGACGCUGCUCUGGGCGAUGCUGGCAAGCCGUCAUGGUCCGUUGCCAUUUCUCCCGCAGAUGCUAUCGCGGCUCGGGACAAGUACAACCAGGACAAGGACGCCAAGCGACUUUACCCUACCGCGAAACCUAAUCCCAGAGAGGAGGACAAUAGCAAGUCGUCCAGCACAGACUACCUGGGCGUUGGCAAUACAGAGGGCCAAGCUAUUCACCAGAUAAAUAAUCGCAAGCCAGGCGCGGACCCCGUCCGCGAUGAUACCUGGAACAAUCGUGAUGAUGUCAGCACUCUCGGCCGUCCCAGCACCGAUGCCCGUCCUGAUCUCGACGAAGUCCGUGGACUAUUGCACAAGGAGAGCAACAGGGGAAAACGCAAGCAAGGCCCUACCCUCGACCAACCCCGCCAAGGCAUGCCUCCCCUUCCAAUCCCAGUAGUUCCGUCACCACACACAGGCACCUCUGGACAGAACUAUGCCCAACCUCCGCAACAGCGCACCCAGCCAGCUUCCCCAAGUUCUGUCUCGACCGGGCACGUCGAAGAGUUUGAGUAUCAACGGAUGCAGCAAAUGCAGCCAUCGCAGCCAAUGCCCCCUCCACCACGCUCCCAGAGCCGACCCGUAGGAUCUCAACCACCGGAGGGCAACGCCUUCGCCUAUUCGAUGCAGCGUCCGGUCCAGGCUCCUCGCUUGCCGCAGAGUCCUAACACCGGCUCCAACAACCCAUAUCGAUCGCCAUCCCCGCAUGACCAGCAUCCAUACAAGCCAUGAGAUUCCACGAGAUAGCAAACAAAUCUCUCUACGAAGUGAGUGUGUUUAAUAGAAGGCAUAAAUGAUAAUGAAUUUCCUUAGCUAGGAAAUGGGGAUUGCACCUUAAUGUGUUUUUCUUAGUCUUUCUUCAAGAGUGGCUUUUACAAUGGCUAGGCUUGAUGAUGCCCGCCUGGCGGUGUGAAAACUCCAUUCAGAAUUGUGCAAUGGUUGUUUGGGUAGGUUGUAUAUUCAAAGGUUCUGCAAGUCACCUAAAGUAGGUAGACUGCUAGUCAUUGUCCAACCGGUUAUUUUGAUCCUACGAGGAUCACGAGCUGUUAGGCACGAAUGUAAAAGAAAAUUGGCAUUUGAGCUGGGUUUCGUAGUUGCAAUAGUGGCUUGCUUCACUCUUCGUACCAAC
Molecule: messenger RNA, 3545 nt
Organism: Lindgomyces ingoldianus
Lineage: Eukaryota; Fungi; Ascomycota; Dothideomycetes; Pleosporales; Lindgomycetaceae
Product: serine/threonine protein kinase-like protein
Exons: 5
Coding region: 335-3148 (937 amino acids)
Biological process (GO): intracellular calcium ion homeostasis; calcium ion transmembrane transport
Cellular component (GO): membrane
Molecular function (GO): calcium ion binding; calcium channel activity
Source: RefSeq, a predicted model, not a curated record